AUGGGGUCGAAAAAGCACAAGAAACAUAAAUCAGAACGCCGAGAACGCGAAGGUGACAGAGAGAAAUCGUUCAGCCUCGACCGGCCACCAAGCCUGAAGUUGAUACUGAAGGUGAGCGGCAACAGUUCGACGCCGGAGCACGGGAACGAUUCGCCGGCCUACGGUAUUCAGUCGGAUGGCGGCAGCACGUUGUUUACCAGCAGCGGCGACUACCCGGAGCGCCACAAGAAGUCCAAGAAGAAGAAAAAGAAGAAGGACCGUGAAAAGAAGCAUAAGCAUCACCACAAGGAAAAGCGCCACCGGCACCGCGGUGACGACACGAGCCACGGUGAAGACGAGGAGGAUGAGGAAGACUUCAACAGUGUGUGCGAUGAGAGCUCGCAGGCCCUGCCGGAUCCGAUCGGUGCCGUACACUAUCCGGUGGCCAGUUCUGCAGCGGUGGCAGCUGUGGCGGCCGUCGCAAGCUGUUCACUAGCGGCACAACCCGUGACGAAGCCAUUACUGCCGGAAGUACUGCUGUCACCGAAACACGAACCGGACACGGGAUCGGAAUCGGUGUCCGACCCGACACCGUACUCGGAUGCGGUGGAAAGGUCAGCGCUGGUCGGUGGAUUUGUGCUAAAGGAAGAAAUGACGACGGCACCAAGCUCGGUAACGACCGAUGAACCUCUACAGAGUCCCGGAUCGAUGUUGUCUAGCUCGCGACCAGGCAGUAAGAUCGAUUUUCAUGACACCAGCUCAAGCCAAGCGCCGAAAACGCCCAAUUCGGACUGCAGUGGACGAGAACCGCGCAGCUGUGUGCUGAAGUUGAAGCAGAGCCGGUCGCCGCUGGCCAAGCUGUUGGACCAUCUGCUGAAAGCGCUCGAGAAGCGCGAUCCGCACCAGUUCUUUGCGUGGCCCGUGACCGACGACAUUGCACCCGGCUACUCAUCGAUCAUCAUGAAGCCGAUGGACUUUUCCACCAUCCGGCAGAAGAUCGACGACAACGAGUACGGCUCGGUGGCGGAGUUUAGUGACGACUUCAGGCUGAUGUGUGAGAACGCGAUCAAGUACAAUCACUCCGAGACGGUGUACCACAAGGCGGCCAAGAAGCUGCUGCAUGUCGGGGCCCGUCUGCUGCAGCCGGACAAUCUGAUGCGCUCGUUGCGGCCCCUCAUGACGUACAUGCGCGAGCUGACGGCGAAAGAGCUUGGCUUCGAGCCACCUAGCGGGGCUAGCGAUGGAGGCGAGCACGAGUUCCACCACCAGCACCAUACGGCCGAUUCGGCCGACGAAGCGAUGGCGGCCGCCGUCGACGAGGGCAUCAAUGCGCAGAUCGAGGAGGACGAGAAACGCAAACAGAUUCGGCUGGAAAACAAUCCGCAGACCAAAUUCGAGGCGUUUGUGGAUGAUCUGACGGCGGACGAGGUGCUGGCCCAGGUGCAGAGUGCGGCACUGAAUGCGAGGACGAAGCUUUUAAAGCGCAAAUCGGCCCACCGGAUGGGCUUCCUAAGGCAACACAAGGACGGUACGACGUCGAUGAAGAUACUGCUCGACAGGGGCGCAUCGGAAGGGACCGAAGGAGGUCCGGAGCGAACCGUGACACUGGGGGCUCACAUGGGCAAGCUACAGUACGGCACCGGGCAACUGCAGGGCUUCCGGGAGGAUCGCCGAAACAGCGCCAAGACCGUGAAACCCCUCAGCUACGGUGCGUUCAGUUCGUUUGCGCCAGUCUUUGACUCCCGGUUUGCCAACCUGAACAAGGAGGAAACGGACAUGGUGCUCAACACGUACGGCUGCGAAACGGGUGGGGACUACGCCGAGAGCAUACUGCGCUUCGCCAUGGACAGUCCGUUCGCUGCCGGCAUGGCACACAAUCUGCUGGACGUGCUGACCAACGGUGAACACCGGCAGACAUACGGCAAGCUGUACGAAUCGCACGUGCAGCGCGAGGAAGGUGAAGCUGUCCGACAAACGUUGCCCGAUCCCGAUCCGGUAGCGAUAGCGGAAGAGGUGAAGCGGUACGCCAACGUGAAGAUCGAUUUCGAUAGCCUUCGGUCGUUGUCGGCGCUCGGGGUCGACACACAAUUUCUCGACCAGCUCGAGCAGGAACUGACCGGCGUCGAGACGGUCGGUCCGAUGUUGCACCAAUCGUUGCACGAAAACUCCGAACUCCUGCAGAAACUGCACCAGAUGCAAACGGAUCGCCUAUCGGCACCGCUGCCGGCACACCUCUCCCAUAUCCAGCACCCGUCCGACAAUGAGAUUGACCUGGCCGGACAAAUUUCCAGCAAUCUGACGCAGAUUGCCAAGCAGCUACCUCCAUCGGCGAUCGCACAACCGCACAGCUUGCGGAAGGCGAUGGGCAUCAGUUCUGUUGGUUUGGAAGUUUUCCAGCCGCCUCCAGCGGCUGCAGUAUUGUCGGACGUCCAACAGCCUUCAGUACCUGGACAGCUGCAACCGCAACCGUCACGGCAACCACAGUCGCAGCAAGCAAACUGUAACGGAGCGACAGUAGCAGCUGCAAGCGCCGGUGCUCCCACUUCCGCACCGAUCGUUACUCCCAGUCCAGCAUCUGAUAUCGACACGACGCCGAUGGACAUGGAUCUCGAACCGGAACCGAUUUCACACCACCACCAUCAGCACCAUCCCCAUCCGCACCAUCUGCCUCCAGCUCAGCAGCAACCACAUCCGCAGCAGCAAUCUAUAAUUCAACCCAGUGCCGGCGUGGCCUCCGUAGACUUGGACAGUGAGCUGCGCGAGUUUCUCGGCAGUUCGGGCCUCAGCUCGAACGGUGCCACCUCGGCCGACGGAACAGAAUCGUCCGAAGCGACCUGCAUCGAGCAGAUGCUGAUGGACUGAUGAGCAGCCAUCAGUGGACGUAGUCAGUUCCGGGAG
Molecule: messenger RNA, 2877 nt
Organism: Anopheles bellator
Lineage: Eukaryota; Metazoa; Arthropoda; Insecta; Diptera; Culicidae
Gene: Brd7-9
Product: bromodomain-containing protein 7
Exons: 4
Coding region: 1-2841 (946 amino acids)
Biological process (GO): regulation of transcription by RNA polymerase II
Cellular component (GO): nucleus
Source: RefSeq, a predicted model, not a curated record